CUGUCAGAAGGAAAAUUCUCCCGACCGAUGGAAGUUUUCUCACACACAGUAGUUGUUCUUCUUCGAUUAAAUUCUUAAUUUUUAUCAUUAUAUUUUUUGUUUCCUGUGCGUUUGCGUUUUUAUUAAAAAACAAAUAUAAGUUUAUCAUAUUCUAAAAACGAACACAAGUUAAACAAGACAACUAAAGUGCUAUUUCUUUCAUCACAAAUAUAUAUUUCCAUCAAUUCUAAAACACAGAGAUUAUUUUUGUUCUCACGAAAUAAAAAGAAAAUAAUAAAAUACCAAAAUGAAGUAAAAAGCAAAAACAACAAAAAAAAGAAAAAUAAAGAAAAGAGAUUGAGAUUUUGACGUUCAUUGUUUCACUGAACUUCCAUCAGAGACCAGACCGAUACCGAGACCGAGACCACAAAAAGAAUCAACCAAGAACCAAGAACAAAAAAAAAGAAGAAGAAGAGAAGAAAACACCGCCACCGUCGUCGUUGUCGUCGUCGUCGCCGCCGCUCGUUGUUACCACCGCAUUCGGAAUCAGAAUUCAGAUUUUAGAAUUGCAGAAUUUUUAAAAAAUCGGAAUCUUUCUCUCACCUCAAAAUCAUCUCGAUCACAUUUUACUCUAAAAAUAAUUAAAAUAAAAUACAUUUCUUACAUCUUCUGCUUCUCUCUUAGUUUAUUCUAUACAUCUUCUAUACUAUAACACACACUGACUGCACUAUGUUCUAUAUAUAGUCCAUUUGACCAUUAAUAAUAAAUUAAUUAUCAAAAAAUCAUACUCUCACUUGUACAUCGCCUCUCGAAACACAUAAAAAAACAAAAAGAAAACCAUAAUCCAUUAUGUCUUCCAAGAGCGAACUAAAGAAGCUGUCCGAGGAGAGUCUCCUCCAGCCGCCCGAGAAAGUGUUUGAUAUUAUUUGCAAGCUGGGCGAGGGAAGCUACGGUUCGGUUUACAAGGCUCUCCACAAGGAGAGCAGCUCAAUUGUGGCCAUCAAAUUGGUGCCAGUGGAGUCGGAUCUCCACGAAAUCAUAAAAGAAAUCUCAAUCAUGCAACAAUGUGAUUCACCCUAUGUGGUGCGAUAUUACGGAAGCUAUUUCAAGCAAUACGAUCUUUGGAUCUGCAUGGAGUACUGCGGCGCGGGUAGUGUGUCGGACAUCAUGCGUCUGAGGAAGAAGACUCUGUCGGAGGACGAGAUUGCGACGAUCCUGAGUGACACGCUCAAGGGACUCGAGUAUCUUCAUCUGAGGAGGAAGAUCCAUCGGGAUAUCAAGGCAGGGAAUAUAUUGCUCAAUACAGAAGGCUACGCCAAGCUGGCUGACUUCGGGGUCGCCGGCCAACUCACAGACACAAUGGCCAAGCGGAACACAGUGAUUGGCACGCCCUUUUGGAUGGCUCCCGAGGUCAUCGAGGAGAUUGGCUACGAUUGUGUGGCCGAUAUUUGGUCGCUGGGCAUAACAGCCCUCGAAAUGGCUGAAGGAAAGCCUCCAUACGGGGAUAUCCAUCCGAUGAGGGCGAUUUUCAUGAUUCCCCAGAAGCCGCCACCAUCGUUCAGGGAGCCAGAUCGCUGGAGUACCGAGUUCAUUGACUUUGCCACGGUGUGUCUGGUAAAGAAUCCCGAGGAGAGAGCCACAGCGACAGAUCUGCUCAAGCACGAGUACAUCCAAAAUGCCAAAAACCGUUCCAUCCUCAAGCAAAUGAUCGAGGAGGCGUGCGAUGUUAGAGAAAAUCAGAGAAUAAGCCGGCCGGCAGGCAUGAGCCAGGCCAAGAGUCUACUGACCCAACAGGACGAGGAGGAUGAGGAACAAGCUGCCAUCAAUUCGGCAACUAUCAAAGAGUUCCCCGAGGAUGCUGGCACUCUGGUGCCUGGUGGGAAGAAUGACCCGCGUCCACGUGGUCCACGGGCCGAUGGCAGCACAUUGGUGCCAGAUUCCGGCACUCUCGUCGAGUUGGAAUCGAAUCUGGGAACGAUGGUCAUAAACAGCGACUCGGAGGAUUCGACAAUGAAGAAACACGACACGAAUCCCGAGAUUCCCAAGUACAGGCCUCAGUUCUUGGAGCACUUCGACCGCAAGAGCACAGACGUCGCAGGUAAGCCGGCUGCCAAGAAGGCCGACGCCGAGAUAGAAGCUCAACACGACCAACCUCCACAUCAGCAGCAACAACAGCCAUGGCCGCCGCAGGCGCAACAACACCAACAGCAGCAACAAGCCAUGGAAAUGCAAUUGAACCAAAUCUCAGCCAUCAAUCAGUUCGGAAUGCAACAACACAUGUAUCAUGCUGCAGCAGCUGCUGCCGCAGCCGCGGCCGCCGCCGUACCCUCAGCACCCCCUCAUCCUAUGCUCGACGCUGUCCACCAUCAACGGCAACAGCAACAACAGCAGAACAACAACAACAAAAUGAAUCAUCAUCAUCAUCAUUACAACAACUUCGUCGAUGGAGAAUUCGAGUUUUUGAAGUUCUUAACAUUUGACGAUCUGAAUCAACGAUUGAACAACAUUGACUCAGAAAUGGAGAGAGAAAUUGAAGAGUUGAAUCGGAAAUACAAUGCCAAACGGCAGCCGAUAGUCGAUGCCAUGAAUGCGAAACGGAAACGCCAACAGAACAUAAAUAAUAAUCUGAUUAAGAUUUGAAAAAUUAAAUUUAAAAAAACAUUACAUAACUGUAUUAUGUCCGACUCUAGGGUUUUUUUUUUGAAUAAGAAUUUUAUAAUAUAGAAGAGUGGGAAUUUAUAAACCAAGUUUUUUCUGUUUUCUUUUGUAAUAAUAUUAAAAGAUUGGUUAUGAAUUACGAUAUACAAAAAAUAUUGAUAACUGACAAACAAAAUAAAAAAUAUAACACUAAGAUGAGAGCGAUUAAGUUAAAUAAAUAAAAAACAGAAUGCACUUAUAUACACUA
Messenger RNA from Eupeodes corollae, 2884 nucleotides. RefSeq names its product serine/threonine-protein kinase hippo (gene hpo). Lineage: Eukaryota; Metazoa; Arthropoda; Insecta; Diptera; Syrphidae. The record is from RefSeq and is a predicted model, not a curated record. Gene Ontology annotation, molecular function: protein serine/threonine kinase activity; ATP binding. Bases 829 to 2619 code for a protein of 596 amino acids. Gene Ontology annotation, biological process: intracellular signal transduction; protein phosphorylation; protein tetramerization. Gene Ontology annotation, cellular component: cytoplasm. The transcript has a single exon.